AUGGCUUUCAAAGCUGUGUGGUUUAUGGUGGUUGCUUUUCUUUUUGUUACUGCAAAGGCUUCAUAUAUGGAUGAAGACUUGAAGGAGAAGGCUGUUUAUUCCAAAUCUGUGGUACCUACACCAGCUCCUGCUACUCCAGUGGUCAAGCCACCUACUUCCUCACCUCCAGUGGUCAAGCCACCGACUCCCGCCCCUCCGUUGGUCAAGCCACCUAGUCCCGUGCCGCCAGUGUACAAACCACCGACUCCCGCCCCUCCAUUGGUCAAGCCACCUAGUCCCUUGCCACCAGUGUACAAGCCACCCACUCCCGUCCCGCCAGUUAAGACACCACCUCCAGCACCGCCAGUCAAUCCCCCCACAGUACCUGUGCCUCCUGUGAAGCCACCCAGUACUCCUGCCCCACCACUCUACAAGUCACCACCUCCAGCACCCCCAGUCAGGCCACCCACACCUUUGCCUCCUGUGAAGCCACCCACUACAGCACCAAUGCCUCCGCCAGUUAGGACUAGAUUGGAUUGCAUCCCUCUAUGCGGACAGAGGUGCAAAUUACAUUCUAGGCAGAGACUCUGCGUUAGAGCUUGCAUGACUUGCUGUGACAGAUGCAAAUGCGUGCCCCCAGGGACCUAUGGUAACAGGGAGAAAUGUGGCAAGUGUUACACUGAUAUGACCACCCGCCGCAACAAGCCCAAGUGCCCUUGA
Dovyalis caffra is the source of this 699-nucleotide messenger RNA. Lineage: Eukaryota; Viridiplantae; Streptophyta; Magnoliopsida; Malpighiales; Salicaceae. The record is from the annotation of a GenBank genome assembly.